Messenger RNA from Didymosphaeria variabile, 996 nucleotides. RefSeq lists its product as uncharacterized. The transcript has a single exon. The record is from RefSeq and is a predicted model, not a curated record. The coding region runs from base 1 to 996 and encodes 331 amino acids. Gene Ontology annotation, molecular function: oxidoreductase activity. Lineage: Eukaryota; Fungi; Ascomycota; Dothideomycetes; Pleosporales; Didymosphaeriaceae.
AUGGCAAGCUCGACUCCCAACCGCCUCAUCCUCGGUCUUAUGACAAUUGGCCCGGACGCCCAACUCGGAGCUCGUAUAACCUCUCUCAACACAUACAAACAGUGCCUGGACUAUCUCUCUAAGAAAGGUUAUCAUGAACUGGAUACUGCAGGCCAGUACGUGGGCGGCCAACAAGAGGCCUUCACACGUGAUGCGGGUUUCCGCGAACGCGGCUUCCAGAUCGCCUCAAAGGUGUACCCCGUGCAGCCUGGUGACCACGAGCCUGAAAAGCUGCGCGCAAAAUGGCUUCAAAGUCUAGAGAAACUCGGAGUCGACUCCACGGACAUCAUGUAUCUCCAUGCGCCUGACCGCGCCACUCCUUUUGAGAAGACGCUUGAAUGCGUCGACCAGUUGUACCAAGAAGGCCGAUUCAAGCAGCUAGGGCUGAGCAACUAUGCCGCCUGGGAAGUCGCAGAAAUAGUCGGCAUCUGUGAGAGGAGAGGCUUUGUUAAGCCGUCAAUCUACCAGGGCAUGUACAACGCUAUCACCCGCGCGCUGGAAUCCGAGCUGCUCCCUUGUCUACGCAAAUUCAACAUCGACCUUGUAAUUUACAAUCCUCUCGUGGCAGGCCUGUUCUCGGGAAAGUAUUCAACGUUAGAUAAGGAAGCUGCACCCACCGAGGGACGCUUUUCCGACAAACAAAACUACGGCAAGAUGUACCGCGACAGAUACUUCAAGGAGUCUGUGAUUGAUGCGCUGGGUUUGGUCGAGCCUGUUGCGCAAGGACACAACAUUCCGCUGAUCGAGGUGGCGCUAAGGUGGUGCGUCCACCAUAGCAAGCUUAAAAUGCGCAGUCAAGGAGGGAACGACGGGAUCAUCCUGGGAAUCAGUUCGUACGAGCAGCUGGAACAGAACAUCGAGGCUUGCGAGAAGGGGCCGCUGCCACAAACUGUGGUGGACGUUUUGGAUAAGGCCUGGGAGCGGACCAGGGGCGAUGCGGCAACGUAUUGGCGGUAA